Cylicocyclus nassatus is the source of this 690-nucleotide messenger RNA. The record is from the annotation of a GenBank genome assembly. Lineage: Eukaryota; Metazoa; Nematoda; Chromadorea; Rhabditida; Strongylidae.
AUGUUCUACUUCCCAGAGCUUCAAUUCAUAAACAGCAUCAUUACGCUUUACAAAUAUAUGGCCUGGAAUGCUACCAUGUUUAUUUACAUAAUUUACACAAAUGCGGCAUUUUUGGAGGUAAAGUACUACAACGAACAACUUGAGCAGCUCAAUGGAAACAGCGUUGACAUUGCGUACCAACUUUUGGAAAGAAUGGAAGCUUAUGGUCGCCUUAGUGGAUUGGUCAGAGAGCUUGAUCGAAUUUUCAGGCUUUAUGCUUUCAUAAUGCUUGUCAUAAUCGUGCCAUCUGUCAUUCUUACACUUAUGAUGGUCAACCAACGUAUUCAUGGCAUCAAAGACCUGAUAAUUUGCAUGCCUUCAAUUGCGCUUUGUAUCUACAGUUUUCUGGCGGUUACGGUAGCUCCGGCAAGACUUCAUGAUGAGGUCAGCAGAUCGAGAGUAUGCUUAAUUCGAAAUGAGACCAUAUGGUACCCGUAUAGGAAGGAUGUAUUCACAAUAGCACAAGCGCUAUCUUCCCAUAUGGAGCAGUAUGAUCUAGGCAUCUCUAUAUGGGGAUUCGCUGUUUUAUCUAGACCUUUGGUGUUAGCGACAUUCUCCGUCAUGGCCAUGUUGCUAUCCGUUAUUGUCGAAUUGACCCCAGCUCCACAUAUGGUGGAAGUUGUUAACUGCACAACGUCAGUGGAAAUAUGA